CUACUCAGAGAGAGAGAGAGAGAGAGAGAGAGAGAGAGAACAGAGCGAAGCUUGUUGGCCAGUCACCACAGACGCUCGGGUCAGCUGUCUCUCCUGACCGCUGGAUCUCAUGAUUUACUGAUGAAUGGAGAAAGGCAAGGGACGGGAAGCAGCAAAUGGUUAAAAGAGCUUUGCUUUGGCUCCUAGGAAUGCUGAGGCCCUGGAGACCAUACAGCUGGACACACCGGCACUAACAAAACAAGGGCGAGGUAAGCUGUCCAACUCUCAGCUGCUCAUUGAUUCAAAGCAAUCUUGGGAUCUUCAGAGACUUUUUUGUGGUUAGAGGACAAGAAGAAAAGCACCGGGAUGAGUGUUCCCCUGACAGGAUUUUGAUAUGACAUUUGGCGGCAAAAACAUGUCAGCCUGCUUAAAGGGAUUCGCUCCAGGGCGGCUCUGAAUUCUCGACGCAGGAAGGUUUCUCGAGCAGCUCCUGCUGGUGUACACAGAGAUGGCCAUGGUGAGCGGGGGAUGGGCCAACCCCAAUGGCAGUGCUAAUGGACUCGGUGAGAAAGGUUACCUGCGGGGGGAGGAGGAGGGAAGCUCGCCCCAGGCAGGGAACAGCGAUGUGGAAGGUGGCGAGGAGGACAAGGCCUGCGUGGUGGACUGUGUUGUGUGUGGAGACAAAUCCAGCGGGAAGCACUAUGGUGUUUUCACCUGUGAAGGGUGCAAGAGUUUCUUCAAAAGGAGCAUCAGACGGAACCUCAACUACACCUGCAGAUCAAACAGAGAAUGUCAGAUUGAUCAGCAUCACCGUAACCAGUGUCAGUACUGCCGUCUGAAGAAGUGCUUCCGGGUCGGUAUGAGGAAAGAAGGUCAGCAAACCCCUACUGUUCAGCGUGGCCGAAUUCCUCCAUCCCACGCAGGCAUCAGCCCAGCCUCCAUGGUAGGAGCAGGUGGUGAUGUUGGAGGAGGUCCGGGCAUGGGUGCUGAUUUUUUUAAUGGUCAGCCAGUGUCUGAACUCAUCUCUCAACUACUGAGAGCAGAGCCGUACCCCAACAGCCGUUAUGGAGCCCAGUGUGGCCAGCAGCUCCAAGGCGCCAACAGCUCCAUGAUGGGCAUUGACAAUAUAUGUGAGCUUGCAGCCCGGCUGCUGUUCAGCACUAUUGAGUGGGCCAGGAAUAUUCCCUAUUUUCCUGACCUGCCAGUGUCAGAGCAGGUGGCCCUUCUGAGGCUCAGCUGGAGUGAACUGUUUAUCCUGAAUGCAGCUCAGUCGGCGCUGCCCCUGCACACGGCCCCUCUGCUGGCAGCUGCAGGGUUUCACUCCUCCCCUAUGCCCGCUGAUCGCGUCGUGUCCUUCAUGGACCAGGUGCGGGUCUUUCAGGACCAGGUGGACAAGCUGACACGACUGCAGGUGGAUUCUGUUGAAUACAGCUGUCUGAAAGCCAUCGCUCUGUUCUCACCAGAUGCAUGCGGGCUGUCGGAUCCAGCGCACGUCGAGAGCUUGCAGGAGAAAGCACAGGUGGCCCUGACCGAAUACGAGCGGAUGCAGUAUCCAGGCCAGCCCCAGCGGUUCGGCCGGCUCCUGCUGCGACUUCCCGCUCUGAGAGCCGUUCCCGCCAACCUCAUCUCUCAACUCUUCUUCAUGCGGCUGGUUGGCAAGACGCCAAUCGAAACUCUAAUCCGGGACAUGCAGCUCUCUGGAAGCUCCAUCAGCUGGCCGUAUGUGCCUGGACAGUAGACGAACAAUCAGAGGACUUGUUCCUAUGUCCCAUCUCAGGCUGCUCCCAUGAUUCCACAGUAACUGUGCAGAUAGAUGUCGUGUGUGGGUUUUGUCGAUGGUGUAUAUAUAUAUAUAUGACUAAAGGUGGAUGACGCAUAUGUUCCUAUGCAGUUUAAUUGAGCCAUCCAGUACCAGGAUACCUCAUGUUUUCUGUCAUGAGCAUCAACAAAUUCUCUCAAAAAACAUUUGACAAGAUGAAUGAUAAACAAAGGACUGACUAUGAAGUAUUUGAUCCCAAGCUUUAAAAGGAUAACCUUCUUUUUGAGAGCAUAGCGAACUACUUUAAAGCUAGUGUAGAUUAAGUGUACUUUAAGAAUCUUUAUAACAGACAGCAUUUGUGAGUCAAAAAUGUUGGGAAAUAUACUUGAAAAAUCAGUGAAUGGCUAUAUUUGGAAUGGGAUACUAGCAUACUCCACACUACUGUAUACUGCUUUAUAUUAAAAAUGGUCAAAACGUACGAAAUAUGCAACAUUUCAUGUAUCAAACAGUACUAUGCUACACUGCUGUCACGUGACCUCAUGAUAUUGCAUGUUUAUGCUGCGCUACAUUUAGGAUACAGUAAUCUGUGCAGUGCUGCUCAGGUUAUGUUUAGCAUAUUUUGGCAAAUGGUCAUCCAGGUAUUAUACAGAUACAUACUAUGCACAGUGAACAUACUAUAUAAUGCAGAGAUAUUAAGAGUAGUAUGUUAGUAUGCUGUUCUGAACAUAGUCAGUGUCCUCGAUUGUCCUAUUUAAACAGGUUUUGUGAAUUUUUCAUUGGGGUGAGGACAUGGUUGAGAGUUUUACAUUGCCGACAGUGGGAAGUAUUAAGUAUUUUUGCAUUAUAAAAAUAAAAAGAAUAAAACAAGCUCUUAUGUAAGAAGAAUGUUUAUGACGAACAUGCAUUUUCAGUAGUGUAUUACAUGUCUAAUAAACAAACUGCCAACAGGAGAAAAGGA
This is a messenger RNA of Danio rerio (zebrafish), 2696 nucleotides long. Lineage: Eukaryota; Metazoa; Chordata; Actinopteri; Cypriniformes; Danionidae. The record is from RefSeq and is a predicted model, not a curated record.